AUGCAAAACGAACAGCUUAACGAAUUUACACCAGCUGAACAUAUCCAUCAAAUUCGUUCAUAUUUUGAGGUAAUCGAUAAUGCAAUUAAUAUUGGUGAUACUAAUAGAAGAUAUAUCGAUGCAAAAAUUCCAUCACAACCAGGAAGCGCAAAGGAUCAUAACUGGGUCACAUUCAAUUUAUCUCCGCCAGGUGAAAAUAUGCUAGACCUUUAUAACACAUUCCUUACAACUACCUAUAAAAGUAAAUAUAUCCUGGAUAAAGCUAUUACUGGCUCAUCAAUUCCAAAUACUAAUUCUCCAGGUUUCUUUGGCGUUUUUGAUGAAUCAAUUUACACCAUUGAAGCAUAUCAGUUAUUAGCAAAUGGAAGAGUUAUUUAUAGUCAGGAUAACGCAAGAGAAGAAGCAUAUAUCAUUUCUAAUUCACAGACUACAGAACAAAUAAAGAAAGUUGAUGUUUUCUCAAAAACGAGACAUAAAGAUGUAUGGAAACGUUCUGGAACAGUUCGAACAGGUCAAAUUAUCUCAGGACCUUUAGUUGCAGGAGCUGAAAUUAAUUUUGACAUUAAAAUAAAGAUUCCAUGUCGUAAAUUCCUUAUUCUAGAAGUUAUUAGAUUUAUUCCUGCUUUUGCAGGCAACAUUCAGUUAAAGGUUAAAUUUAGUAGCGAUGCAUUCCAGGUAACAGCACUGCCGGUAGAAGAUAUUUUAGCUCAUAAUCCUUCUUUAAUCAGUCAGGUAAAAGAUAAUUAUGACCCACCAACUAAUAAAUUUGUUCCAUGGAAUGAACCAUUCAAUAUGAUAACAGCAGUUUCUAAAUCAAAUGGUGAAAUUACUGUUUCAACAGUUGAACAAAGAUUAACGAAGAAAUCAGCUGAAUUCAUUGAUUGCUUCAUUCAUCCUAAAGCAUUUUCACUCGAUCCAAAUAUUUACACUGAAUUAGUCGAUCAUUAUACAUCACAAGCUUUAUGUUUUCCAAUUAAAGUAAUGGACUGGAUUCCUAUGGACGGUUCGUUCAGUAAAGGUUCACCAUCAGCAACUUUCACAGCAGCUUAUACACCAAUUAACGUUAAAAGCAUUUGGGCUUUAUUUAGGAAGAAUGAUAAUUAUAUCGUGAAUUUCGAAAAUCCUCAAUUUGAAACCCUUCAAUUAUCAAUGGGUGCUUAUGGAAGUAUGCCAGCUGAACCGAGAGCUCUUACGGUCCG
Trichomonas vaginalis G3 is the source of this 1199-nucleotide messenger RNA. RefSeq lists its product as uncharacterized. The annotation marks the transcript as partial. The record is from RefSeq and is a predicted model, not a curated record. The transcript has a single exon. Lineage: Eukaryota; Parabasalia; Trichomonadida; Trichomonadidae.